UCAGUUUCCUUGUUUCAUACAUGUUACAAGCUAUUACAUUACAACACAGCAUUGGUAAUUAAGAACUGAUAGCCGAGGAUGGUGAUGAGUUGUAACGGAGAAAGACUGUUUGUGUCUAUGUUAAUCACGUUUUUCCUGCUGCUGGUCAGUGGGAAUGGUUUGCCAUGUGAUGGAUUUUUCAAAUGCUGCAAUGGUUCCAAAUGGAUUGAGAAUGCUGAAAAAUGUGUUUCCUGUGCGCUUGGAUAUUUUGGGAUGCAUUGCCCAGAGCAAUGUCCCUUCCCCUCCUUUGGGAAUGAAUGCCAGUUAUCCUGCAACUGUUCUAAACAUCAGUGUAACCAUGCAAAAGGAUGUCAAAAAAUUUCAGAUUGUGGACCAGGCUAUUUAGGUGAAUUGUGUGACGUGAAAUGCCGGUAUCCAGGUUUUGGUAUGGAUUGUCAGGAUAAAUGUUUGUGUGAACAGGAGAUGUGUGAUCCAGCAAAUGGAUGCCAAGGUAUUACCAUGGCAGUUGUAACAACACCUGCUCCAACGUCCAGGAUGACCCUUGAAAUUUACGUAUCACUAAGACAUGAUGCUGAUGUUGACAGACGUUUUUCUUCACGAGACACUUCAUCCGUUCUAUCUACCACUCCAGACAUGCCAAAAGAAAUGUCAAUUCAAAGUGACGCUGCAUCAAUGUGGUACAAUUUCAACGAGAAGAAAAAAGGUAUGGUUAUCAGCAUUACGACGCUAGGACUAUUGUUUCUUAUCUUAACAGUCAUGUACUCCCAUUGA
Ostrea edulis (European flat oyster) is the source of this 771-nucleotide messenger RNA. Its product is annotated as multiple epidermal growth factor-like domains protein 10. Gene Ontology annotation, molecular function: scavenger receptor activity. The transcript has 6 exons. NCBI's taxonomy places the organism in Eukaryota, Metazoa, Mollusca, Bivalvia, Ostreida, Ostreidae. The record is from RefSeq and is a predicted model, not a curated record. The coding region runs from base 79 to 771 and encodes 230 amino acids.